AUGCUGUUGAGGAGCAUCUGGGACUCACAGCAGUCGGAUUAUUUCAUGGAAGGGAGGAAGGUGAAGGAGAACGGGGCAGGAGUGGGUGAAGUGGGGAAGAGCAGGAGGCAGGAGGACAAAGGAGAACGGGAGGAAGCAUUGCAGGGCUCGCCACCGUAUUAUGGCAGCGUGCCAUUCGGCAUCUACCUCCAAAGUCUCUCGGUGGUCGUGCGAUACAGCGGUGAACCAUCAACUGCUGGUAAGGAACGUUCCCUACCGCUUGGCACCUCGGAGGAUGAAGAAGACAGUGGCACGAAAUGCUAUUCGGAGCGCGAAGCUCCCGCGCAUCUCCAAUGA
Messenger RNA from Prorocentrum cordatum, 336 nucleotides. The record is from the annotation of a GenBank genome assembly. NCBI's taxonomy places the organism in Eukaryota, Dinophyceae, Prorocentrales, Prorocentraceae.